This is a messenger RNA of Pocillopora meandrina, 15188 nucleotides long. The record is from the annotation of a GenBank genome assembly. Lineage: Eukaryota; Metazoa; Cnidaria; Anthozoa; Scleractinia; Pocilloporidae.
AUGUUUCCUAAUUACGAAAUAAAUCGCAUAUUCACGUCUAGGUCCUAUAAGGCUCUGCGAACCAGAAAAAAGACACGAUGGGAAUGUAAAGCUACCACUGAAGGACGCAGAACGCUAUCAUAUCGUAUUCUUUACACCUACCAGGCAACUUUCGACACGCUGGGAUUCGUUCUAGUUCGGAAACCAUGGUUUUUCCUAUUCGGAUUUCUUGCAGUUCUUAUCGUAAGUUGCCUAGGACUCAUUCGAUUUCGUGCGGACCCACCUUUAGUGGAGAGUUUUACCGCAUCCAGUGGCCAAUCUAGGGAAGACUUGCGACAUGCGUCACAAUUCUUUCCUCGUCUCGAUGCGCGGCAAGAAGAAAUUAUUAUGACCCCUAAGCUUGGUAAUAACAUCUUGAGAUGGAAUUGUUUGAAGGACGCUUUACUUGUGCACUGGACCGUGGUGAACAUCAGUGGAUUCCAUGAAACAUGCUUGAAGAAUUUGAAUCCAAAUCCUCUCCAAAAACUUGCCAAACAACCCUGCAUUAUCAGCAAUCCACUCGAGCUAGCUGAAUUUCAGUUUGAUAAGUUAAAGAACCUUUCUUCUAUUCUGGCUCGCGAGUUGAAAAAUUCGUCCAAGGUUCUCUCAACCGGUCAAACGUUUAAUUCUUCAUACAAGGAAAUGAUGGGUAAUUUUCAGGCCCAGCCGAAGACAUCUUCACAGAGUUCAAGAGCCGACGCCCUUCGAGUUAUUUACUUCAUCAAAAGUGCAACCGAUGGAAAAGAUCAGCAAAAAAUUCUUGCUUUUGAAAAAUCGCUUGAGAAUCUCCUCUAUCAGAUUAGCGAUCGAUUGAAAUGUGUGUCACUCUCCUUCAACACUGCGAGGACAAAAACUGAUGCUCUGCAAAAUGUUUUGAAACCUGAAUUAUGGUCACUUUGCUUUUUUCCAUUCGCAAUGACUGUUCUUGUCUUCACUGUCAUACACUUUUCCUCUAAGAGUCUCCGUUGGUCAUCAACAAUGUUAUUGAUGGCUACUUCUAUUUUGGCCCCACUACUAUGUUCUGCUGGUAUUAUCUCAAUAGCUCACAUUACCUUUUUCCCCACUACCUUGUUUAUCCCCUUCUUUUUUAUGGCGAAAGGAACCUUAGAUGUUGUACAUUUCUUACUCGAAUGGGAACGGCAGAAAACAAUAGCAUCACUUGAACAUCGUGUCGGUAUUUGUGUCUUCAAAGUAGGAUAUCCCGCUGUGCUAUCUACAGUAUGUGGAACACUACUUUCUGCAGUUGCAGUUAAAUCUUCAUUCGAUGUCAUUGCACAUUUUUUCUUAGCAACCCUUGUCGUUAAUAUGGUCACUUCUGUGGCCUUUGUGGUGACAGCCAUUUUGCUGAUAUCUCUCCAUAAGAUGUCAAGGGUAAAAAGUGACGAACCGGAAAUGGAGCAAAAUCAGAAGAAUAAACCACCACGUAUUCUGAAAGCCCUCACGCGCAUAAUGACGUCGUCUGGUGGAAAAGCUGCUGCCAUUAUUUUCCUCGUCUGUGUCUUCAUUUUGUGUACCUUAUCUGCUUUACAACUUCUUGACAAAACUAGCACCAUUGAGUCACUUUAUGGAAAUGACAACUUUAAGAAGUUUAAGACUGCACAGACUAAAUUCUUUUCAAGGAAAGGUGACAUCAGUAUCCUUUUUUCCCAGAACACUGACUAUUCCGAACCGGCCGUGCAGAAUGAAAUGGUGAAAAUUUGUGAUAAACUAAAAAAGUCCUCUUACAGCAAUGGAGUAACAUCUUGUUGGAUGGAAGCGUUACGAAAGUGGGCGAUAUAUCAAAAUAAAACUUGCUCAUACUCAGCAUUUUAUACGUGUCUAGGACAGUUCCUGAACCAAUCCCGAAACGCUCCGAUACGGCAAGACUUGCGUUUUGGACCUACAGAAUCCCCAUUCAAAAUUUUGGCAUCUCGAGUUCAUCUGAAUAUGCCACUAUUCAACAGAUAUCAGAAGGACGAGAAAUCCGUGGAGAUGUUGAGAAAAGACUUAUUACAGUUUGACUUGGAACCCGUCGCAGUAUCCAAGAGAUUCUUCGAUCUCGACGAUGUGUUUUUGUUAAAACAGGAAGCAUGCAUAUUCGUUUUUGCAGCUGCCACAGCCGUGGUGUUCGUAAUCUCCCUGUUAUCAACUUUCAACUUAGAGAUUAGCACUCUCUUGGCUCUUACAAUGGACAUCCUAUUAUUGGAGGCGGCAGCUGUCAUAGUGGUGUUAGAGAUUCCUUUCAACAAAGUCUCUUUUCUCUCUGUCUUUGCAACCAGUAUGAUAACCCUAAAUUUUUGCUUUCAAGUUGCCUACUCAUUUGUAUUUUCAGCAAGGACAGAAAUUAGGUAUCGAGUUAUCGACGCUAUACGCUUUGUUGGGUGGCCUGUGGUUAUUAGUUGGUUAGUAAUGAGUUGUGGUUCCUUGUCACUAGGCUUCAUUUAUCCCAGUCUGGGAGACAUUUUCCACAGACUUCUUCCUCUAGUCUUUGCUCUUGGGCUGAUUCAGGCUCUCGUUGUUUUGCCAGCAAUGAUUGCACUAUUAACCGAAUUAGUGCAUCUUUUGAGUUCUCGGUACAGUGCAGAUAGUUUGCCUUCGUCUAAGGAACAAAUCGAUCUACCGCCGUUAUCUAUAGAUGUACGGGAUGACAACAAAAGCCUAGUCAAGUCUAAACGCCCUGGAAUUUCAAUCGUGGGCAUCAGUUGCAGAUUCCCUGGAGCCAGCACUAAAGACUUGUUUUGGGAUCUACUUGAGCACGGGAAGAGUUUCCAUGGUGCAUUCCCCAAGAACAGAACUGAGCAACAUAAAUUAUUUCAUGAAUACUACAAUCCUCGGCGCUUUGUGAGUGGACGCCUCUGCGUUGUGAAUGGCUCUUACUUAGAGGAUUUAACACAGUUUGACAACAAGUUCUUCGGUAUUUCUGAUCAAGAAGCUCGUGCAAUGGAUCCUCAGCAAAGAAUCCUUCUACAUGUGGUUUACGAAGCUAUCGAGGAUGCUGGUAUGCGACUUGAAGACUUGCAGGGAUGUAGGACGGGCGUCUUUGUUGGAGUGAUGAAUAUGGAUUACCCCGAAAUUGUAGGAUACCCAUCAAACUACCAUAAUAUAGACCAGUUCACCGCAGUUGGUAACGCAAUGAGUAUUCUUGCAAACAGAGUUUCCUUUUGCCUUAACUUGACAGGUCCGAGUAUUGUUGUUGAUACAGCAUGUUCGUCAUCUUUGACUGCUCUCAAACUAGCCGCUGACAGUCUGCACAAUGAGGAAUGCGAGGUGGCGAUUGUUUGUGCACCUAACAUUGUCCUGAGUCACGUUAAGCAAAUGGGGUCAAGCCUUGGUGGACUUCUGGCUCCUGACGGGCGAUGUAAGAGUUUUGAUGCCUCUGGCGAUGGUUAUGGCCGCGGAGAAGGUUUUGCAGCAAUUGUUUUGAAGUUGACGAAUGCAGCCUUAUGUGACAAAGAUGAUCCAUACUGCGAAAUUAUUGCUUGUGGUGUGAACAACGAUGGACAAAAUGCAGUACCGAUUACUGCCCCAAGUGCGAAAGUGCAAGCGGAAUUGUCUAAGAUGGUCCUAGAACAGUCUGGUUUGACUGCAAAAGAUGUGGAUUACGUGGAGGCGCAUGGAACAGGUACUGCAAUCGGAGAUGUAGUUGAGGUCACCUCCAUAGCUGAUGUAUAUUCUAGAAAUAUAACAUCACCAAAGCGAAAAUUAAGGAUCGGCUCCGUCAAGUCAAAUCUCAAUCACACAGAAUCUACUUCCGGUCUUGCGGGCAUAAUCAAGGUGGCGCUGAUGAUCAAAAACAAGAAGUAUGUACCAACUGUCAACGUUCAAGUCCUAAAUCCAAAGCUGAAGCUGGAAGAAAACAAACUAGUUGUGCAACAAACAAGUGAGCCGUGGGAAAAAGAGGAUGGAAAACUACGAGUAGCUGCCAUAAACUCAUUUGGUUUUGGUGGAUCAAAUGUGCAUUUAAUCCUUCGCGAAAUUACUGCAAAGCAAAUGUCGCAUGAAGAAAGUGUUCUUCACCGAAGCCAUGUUCUUACCCUGUCAGCGCGUUCUAAAGAAGCUUUACAAAAGAUGGCUCAUCAGUACUCUGAAUGGAUUAAAGAUAACAUGGAAGAAAUGGAUGAAACCUUCACAGAAAACUUGUGCUUCUCUUUGAAUGAACGCCGAAGUCGGUUUCCGUACCGGUUGGCAGUUCCUUUCAACUCCACUGCUGAAGCAUCUCACUCUUUGGCAGCUUUCGCUGAUGACUGCGUGGGUUGGGAUAAGCUGGUUUCUUACGCCGAAGCGAGCUCUAACAACGGAAAAUUUGUUUUCAUGUUUGGUGGUCAAGGAUCACAAUGGUAUGCAAUGGGAAGACAGUUAAUUGAAUGUGAAGCCACCUUCAGAGACGCUGUCUUAAUGGUGAACGAUUUACUUCAGAAUUUAGGCGCGAAAUGGUCUCUCAUAGAUGAGUUGAUGGCACCCGAGGGAGACUCAAGAAUUUCUGAGAAUUACAUCGCUCAGCCGGCAACGUUUGCCAUCCAAUAUGCGACUGCAAAACUAUUAAUGUCAUGGAAAAUCCAUCCGUCUGCCGUGAUUGGGCACAGCUUAGGAGAGUUUGCAGCUGCCUGUACUGCUGGCAUCAUCACUGUCAAAGAAGCAGUUCAAUUAGUCCUUGCUCGGUCCACCCUUCAAGAUAAAUGCGCUGAAGAUGGUGGUAUGGCAGCUCUGGGCAUGUCCGAAGUAAAGGCGAGGGCGUUAUUGGAGUCUUUACAGCUAAGCGACACGCUGGACAUAGCCGCAGUGAAUGAUGCAGACAGUGUUACCGUGGCUGGAGAAUCCCGGUCAAUAGAGAUCCUUGGUCAACAUCUCGCAAUGUACGCAAAAGAUACCUUCUGGCGCAUUCUUGGUACAAAACGCGCUUUUCACACCAUUUACAUGGAACCAAUCAAAAAGCCGUUUUCUGCAGCUGUAAAACGCAUCAACCUGAAUCCUCAGCUGUCUAAAAUCCCAAUGUACUCUACAGUACAUGGUGAAGUUCUGUCGGGUCAGCGGUUUAACGGCGACUAUUGGUGGCAAAAUAUUCGCUCCUCGGUCCAGUUCUAUCCAGCCAUGAAACAACUUCUCGGCAGCGGCUUUAGACAGAUUAUCGAGAUAAGUGCACAGCCAAUUUUAGCCCAUUAUGUUAAACAAAUUUCUCGACAAGAAAAGCUAGAAGACCAAGAAACUCCAGUUGUUCUGGCAACACUUCCUCGAAGAAAGGUACCUGUUAAAGAUCAACACAAAUCCUUUCUUCAAAACACAGUUUGUCAACUGUACACGAUGGGACAUCCAGUAGAUUGGACUUGUGUGCAGAAGAAUCCAUCAGCAAGGUUUGUUCGUUCUCUGAAUUCUCCCUGGCUAGAGAAAACUUUUUGGUACGACGAGCGUUCAACUUUUGCCACAAUCCCUCCUUUCGGAUCAAAGCAGAUAGAAAAGAAACCAUCACAUCCAUUUCUUCCUCAAGAGAAAAUGGCCGACCCUUACUCUCACUUGCACUGCUGGGAAACUGAGAUUGACCUCCAUCGCUUUCCAACACUCAAGGAUCACUCUUUCAUUCAAGGAGGUGCUGUUAUGCCUGGAGCUGUCUAUAUAGAAAUGGCAUUUGGAAUGGUGAAGGAUAAGUUCGCAAACGUGUCUGGCCUGGAGCUUAGUGAUGUAAAGCUCUAUAGCAUUCUUACCCUGCCCGAAACACAGGUAACUAGAAUAAACGCGUACAGAUCAAAUUAUUUUUUAGCACGGUGGAAAAAAGCAAGGUAGAAAAUUGCUUCAGGUGUCCUUAUUCAUUUUGUAUUUUUUCUUCGCUUCUAAGGUUCGAUGUUUACGUCUUCGGCUUCAAAAAAGCAGCAGAAUUGACGAGGCUAAAUUUCAUAUUACAAGUGUUCAGGAUGACGAGUCUGAGAUAACAUUGAGCAGCGGGAACAUCUCCAUAGAUCUUUUGGAAAGUCGCCACAGUUUUGAUAAUAAAGGUAUGAUGUCGUUAAAUUUUUGUUUACUCUCUAUCACCAUCACCAGGCAAUCGUAGUUGUUUUUUUGAAUAUCAGAGAGCACUGAAUUUGUCAGAAUAAGUUAUGAUAACUCAUUUCAUAAGACAGAGAAAGCCGAAUAUAAUUUCAUCGUUCCUGUCGAGACCUCCCGUUGUAAUAAUCACGGCGUGGGAUCUAUACUUUGGUAUAAUGUUUCAAUAUACUAUAUUUCCAUUAUUUUCCUGGAACGAAAUUUCGUAAAAUGCAUGGAUUGAAAAUCAUUUGUGUAGAGAUGACAAACAUUGACAUCACCUCACGUUAUUUAACUGAUCCGCUGUUUUUGCUUUAUAGUUUUCAAUCAAGGUGGUUCAAGUAUAAAUGAGCUGAAAGUAAACAUGGAACAAAUGCCUGUGGAGAGCUUCAAACGACUAACCGAAAAGUUUGGCUUCAAUUAUGGCCCCAAAUUCUCAUUAAUCAAAAAGAUAUGGCGACGGGACAAUGAAGGAUUUUGCUUGAUUGACAUAAGUGAAUCGCCAACCAUUCAAAACGAAAGAGGUGCUUACAUCUUACAUCCCUGUAUUUUAGAUGCCUGUCUGCAAUCCUGCUUCGUUGCCCUUGGAAACUUAGAGGGCGAGGAUACAUCCAUUGUGCCCGUGGGGUUCAAAAGCGUCACCCUUAACCACGUUCCAGCAACCAACCAGCUUUAUUGCCACGCCAUUGAGACCAAACUUGGAAGUUUUGAUGUUCGUUUGAUGAGCCCUUGUGGAACAGUUUUGCUAGCCAUAGGUGACUUUCGUUUGGCUGGGGUGACAAGCACGCAACGUGAAUAUCCUUUCGAGGAGCUUAGGUACGAAAUCCAGUGGAUACAAGAGGACUUACGUGAGAAGAGAGGUGCGGAGCCACGUCUGAACUGCCUACUGCUAAAAGAGUCUUCAAGUUUCUCGCAUGCCUUAUUAAGAAGACUUCAGGAAGCUAACGCAAACCUGACUGCUCUUGACCCGCCAAGUGAUGGAGGUCCUAGGAGUACGGUAGAAGAAGCAAUAAUGGCAGCCAUUAAUGACAUACCACCGGAAAAUUCAUCACACCUCUGCGUCAUAAACUUGUGGCCAGUAGAGGCGACAAAUCGACCUCAUGACUUCAGUGUAAUAGAUGAAGUCCAAAGCCUUGCCCUACAUAGUUCCGUUUUCUUAAUGAAGUACCUAAUGGAGAAGAAGUGGCACAACUGCCAAAUCUUCCUCGUCACCGAGCGUUCACAGAUGUUGGAUAGCUCAGAGAAGUUUCCCGGGACAAACUCCUUUCCGUGGUGUUCUACAGUCUGGGGUUUUCGCCGAACAGCAGGCAUCGAAGACCCAAACUUCACAAUCAAAGCUGUUGACAUUAGCAACAAAAGGGAUACAGGCGACGUAGAUUCUCUAAUGGAUGAAAUUUUGAGUGAAAGCAAUGAAGAAGAGGUAGUCUUUCGUGACGGCAAGCGCUUCGUCAAUCGCAUCGUGAGAUCAGAAACUUCCUCAGAACAACCCACAACUAACGCAGUUAAAAGCAAAGAAAGAGCCACCUGGUACCUAUCAAGAAACCCGUCUUCAUCGACGAUCUGCCUACGUGAGAACAGUCUUUCGAAACCAUCGUACUCAGAAGUUACAAUAGACAUUCUUCAUUGCUGGACUCCCUCUGAAUCUAUUAUUGAUGUUUCCAGACCAAACGGAAGUGUCUUCAUUCUUGGAAAGGUGACAGAUUUAUCAGGAGGGAGCCUAAACACUUUGAAGAUUGGAGACGAAGUUUGUGGUAUCAUGUCCUCAGGCCGGGUUUCGCGCACCGUUACCGUUCCUAUCAACAACGUCUUUGUUAAACCAACCAGCUUAACAAGUCAGCAAGCCACAUUUGUUCCUGGAAGUUUAGCCAUAGCUUUGUACGCCCUUCAAAGAGCAGCAGAAGCAGGAAACGGAAGUCGAAAACUGCUGAUACAUGAAGCAAACCGGGGUCCUGGGCCUGCCGCAGUUGUCCUUGCAAAAGCAUUAGGGCACCGAGCAUUCUGCACCAUUUCUGACGCUUGUCGUUCAGACACAAAAACUGUUCUUACUGAGAUGGGUGCGGAACGUGUAAUAAAUCAGAGUUCCUGUGGUCUCCAUGACGAUCUCAGUCACAAUUUUGAUGCCGCGGUAUUUUUUUACCCACCUUCCCCCAACUUACUUCAGAAAAGUAGUCGUUCUCUCAAAAGGGGUGGACGUAUUAUCAUUCUGAGUUCCAAAUUCCAAGGUGACGUUGUGUUCAACGCAGAUACCAAUAUCGCAUAUGAGAGAGCAGAAGUUGUGGAUGUCCUCAGAGCUCCUCAGGUCUUCCAAAAGCUCAGUGCAGAGAGCGUUCAGUUGCUAAGACGGACAGGAAAUCUGGAAACGCUUCUAAGAAUGCAGUCAGUGUCUAGUAAGGUAGAAACAGCCAUCGAAGUAGCAAAUGUAUCCCUCACCGAUCCGUCAGCUUCAAGUAGUCAUAAGAACGCAUCCACUGAUAUAUCAUUUCUACUCUAUUCGUUCCCAUCAUCUGAAAAGGAGAGCGGCUUUAAUAAGAUUCCUAUCCUUCCACGUGGUUUAGAUGACUGUGGUCUUAGAGAAAACAAAACAUACUUGGUAGCAGGGGGUAUCCGCGGAUAUGGGUUUGAAGUGGCUCGCUGGAUGGCUGAGAAUGGAGCGCAGUCCAUAGGACUCAUUGGUCGCUCUAAACCCUCGGAUACCAAACUUCAAGAGGUCCGAGAAUUGGAAAGAAGGACCAGCACAAAGAUCCAUAUGUUUCAGGUGGUUAUUUUUGGUUGCAUAGGUUAUAGAGUAAUCAAAUAGCAGAUAUCUGAGCUUAAAAAGCGAAUACAUUAUCAAAAGAAAGCUGAAUUAGAGGAAUUUAACGAAAUCAGAGAGGUCAAAUGCGGCAUGAAAGCCAAAAUGAAUAAAACUUAUAUUACCGCAGUUAUAAACACAAGUAUUAGCAUUUUGAAUUCACAUUAUGCUCAUUCAGGGUUGGCCCAAUAAUGUCAUUAGAUAGACGCUCAGCCAGUUUCACGAGGGCACAAGUAGGAAUUCUGUCAAGGCCUGGAUUUGUUUCAGCUUUAUUUUCAAAACUAUUCUAGUUGCGUGCACAACCUCGAUGAUUCUUUUUCUGCUAAAAGAAAUGUAGAUAAGGAUAAAGUAAUCCUAAAAAAAUAGAUUUCAACAAAAAUAUAUAUGUUUUUUGUUUCCGUAUAGAUCGACAUAUCUGACGAGGAUCAAAUGUUGUCUCUCAAAGAGAAACUUAAAUCCCUGCCGAGCGUGGCUGGCAUCGUGAACUCUGCUAUGGUUCUCAAAGAUCAAUUCAUAAGAGAUUUCACUUUUGAAAGUUUCAGUGUCGUCAUGGGCUCCAAGAUUAAAGGUUUGUAAAUGGUUCAAAUGUUUUUUCAAUUUAUCAUUUCAUGCAAUAGAUGUGACACCACAUAUCAGACAUUGUGUUUUUGUAGUAUUUUUCAAUGGAACAUAUUUUAUUUAUCCUCCAAAGUUUUAAUUUUGGCAGAUUGCAGGGUAGAAAUCCCUAAUUGCUGCCUAUUACUUAUUUAUACAUUCUUCAUAGAUCAAUAAGAAUGAGAUAUGUUUCUGAGUGCAUUACAAUAUUGCUUGUAUCACCUGUAUCACUUCACUACUACUAUUAUUGUAACUAUGGUUUGUGCUAACAAUUUAGUAACAUUCAGCCACAUUUGUGGUCAACUUGCCCUUCCCCCAAUGUUACAGUUUGCUAAAAUGCGUCCCGGGACUAUUUCAAAUGGUUUAGCUAACAGUUUUCAACUAACCUAUAGGUUCAUUCUUACUACAUCAAAUGAGCCUGGACAUGGAUUUGGAUUUCUUCGUCAUGUUUUCAUCCAUUGCUUCAGUCUUGGGAAACAUGGGACAGACGUCAUACGCAGCUAGCAACCAUUUUCAAGAUGCUCUGGCUGAGUAUCGAAGAAAGGUUCUUGGUUUACCGGGACUGGCUAUAAACUGGGGACCCAUAUCUGGAGCUGGAGUAAUGACACGAGACAGCCAUGUUGCUAAGCUGAUGACCAUGGGAGGAUUGGGCUUUAUCCAUGCCAAGGAUGGUAAGCCAAAAUUAAGUAAAAUCUCAAGAUAAGUUAUAAUAUAUAAAACUGCGCAAGGAACUCCUCGGCUGGUGGAAAAAGGGAGCUAAUCUGAAGCUGGCUGAUAAGGAGAAUUAAUCCAAACCAAACACUGGUUGUUUAAAGCAGGGGUGAUCGUUUACGCAGGUGGUUUUGUAAGAUUUUUCACAAGCUUGAUGGGUGGAAUUCAUAAUAACUCUUAAUUCAUAAAUUCAUCACGAGCACCUAGUCGUAAACUUAGCAUAGUUCAUGUAGAAACUAACCCAUAACGGAACAUUUCUGUCUCAAAACUAUUUUCCUAGGAGUUAAAUACAUGGCCAGAAUCCUCACUGAGGAACCGAGCCGCUUUCAACUUAUGCUAUGUGGACUGGACUGGCCACGCUACCAGAAGACCUAUGAAGGCUUGAGGAAGACACCCCGACUAUCGGCUAUAACUGCUGAACAAAGCAUUUCUGAUAACCAGACCAAUUUAGCAGUUUCUCUUGUGGAAAGAAUUGUGAUGGAGAGGGACUCAGAGAAGAAGGAAGCGCUUGUUUUAGAGUACCUCGUUUUGGUUCUUCAAGAGCGUACAGGGCUCACAAAUCUCUCCGAAACAGAUUACAACAAGAAUUUGUAUAGCUAUGGCAUUGACUCAACAGGGGCUCUUAUUCUAAAAAUGCAUUUUGAAGCGGAAUUGGAGGUCUCUUUUGAGGUACGUUGCUUCAUAAAAACUGACGUUGACUUGCCAAAUAAACAUUUAGUUUCCUUGACUCGCAGAGAAUGGUAAACAUAAUAGCCAAUUGAUGACUUAUGACACAGGCACAUAACCCCCGUUCUCUUCAUUUACGUUGAGUGACAUUUCCGUUGCUUCUCGUUUAUUAUUUCAGACUUUGUCAGCAUCAUUCAUUUUUCGAGGAAAUAUGCUAUAGAUUUCUUUAUUGACACCAAUAAAAAAAAUAAUCUGGUUGUUUUCAGGUUUUCUAUUUCAUGCAACCCGAUACUACCCUGAUCAAAUUGUCAAGAGACGUCACAGUAAGACUUAGUGGCCAAACCUCAAGUGGGCGACCUCAAGAAACUCAAAGUCAAGAAAGUGCAACUCAACCGGCUAAAGUAAUGGUGGAAAUGCCUCAUACAACGACACAGGAGCAGCAGCAGGUCCAAGUCGUUCCCCUGUACACUCCUGUCACCUCAGCUGUCAACUUUUUCUGUGUUCACCCCUUUCACCGUUAUGCAAUGAACUUGGUGCCAAUUUCCACUGGAUUUCAAGGACAGGUAAAUGGUCGUAAAUAGGUGAUCUUAAGUAGCUCAGGUAAUGGAAGCAUUUUCUGUAUGCUAAAGCUUUCUGUGAUACCAAUUGAACGUUAUCAACACUUAAAGAAGUAACCUUUCUUUUCUAAUACUCAAUUUAUGUUUAUAAAAGGUUGGUAAAUGUGGUAUUUGUCCAAAUUUUGAAACUGCACAAAGCGUUAGGACGCUCGACCACUAAAACAUUACCACUGAACAUUUAAACAUUACCACUUUUAAAUAGAGUACACCUCUAUACUAUCGUUUCAGUACGUCUUGAACCCCACAAUGUGCAAGUCAUCGAAGGGUGCAGUUUCCAAUCAUUUGAACAACAGUGUCACCUUAUAAUUGUCACUGAAAUUAUUCCAUCCCCUCUCUAGGAUCUGGUCUCCUUUUACGCUCUGGGCUUCACCGAUCCAACAGCAGUCAGUGAGGACUGGGGCACAGUACGUGAACUUGCCGCACAUUAUGUUCAACUGAUCAUGAAUAAACAACCUCAUGGGCCUUACUUCCUUGGCGGAUAUUCGUACGGCGGAAUCGUUGCUUACGAAAUGGCUUCUUUGUUGACAGAGAGGAAUCAAAGCGUAGAGUUUUUGGCCAUGAUUGACACAUUUCCUUGGAAUCUGCACACGCGGACAAUUAGUGCUAGAAUGGUUUCCAUUCAGGAGGAUGCAGCCGCCUCACAUCGACACGUACAGGUGUGUUCGCGAUCCUUAUCACACAAAAUAAGAAUAAAAUUGUGGAAUGGCUCUUAUGUCUGAACUAUUUUCUCACAUAUUUGCAUUGAAGCCAUAAAGAAAAUAAACAAACUAACUUCUGUUUUGAAGAUUUACAAAAAAAACGUUUACGCCUCUUUCUGAGACUGAACCACUAGCCUUGAAAGAAUUUGAUAACUUCUUUUUAACUAGCACCAGCAUAAUUUUUUUCACAAAGAAACAGCAAGAGACUAUAACUGAGUCUCAGUUUAUAAUCUCUUGUGGAGAGUAAUAGGAAGACAAAUGAUUGACCUGUAAAAUUCUUAUGCAUGUUAAUCCUUUCUACUGAUAAAAUAUACUCUAUACUUAAGGCUAUCACUGACUCAAAAAUGCUCUUCGGAUCCAUGCUGGUAACUAUGGACUCAUGUUCAUAAAUUGCCCAUCUUAAAAGUCUUAGUAUCUUAAUGACCAUAAUAGAAUAUCGAACGCUUUUCUUUGUUUACAGUUUCAAUUUGAGAACCAUCUGAGAAAGGUUGCAGUGGACACCCUGAUGAUGACAGCUGACGAAUAUCAGCAUUUGCGGGAGAAUAAUACACAAGACGAGGUUAUGGAAGAACUACAGAAAUUGUGCCAUGAGAAAGGUCUCUUAACCCACGACUUAAAGGCUCUUAGAGAGUCGUUACUGAUGAAUCAUAGAAUAUCUCGUAGAACACAUCUAGAAUGGCAGCCUCAAGAGGUACGAAGUGUGAUUUAUGAUAUGCGCAAUAUCGGUUUGAUGCCCAAUCACAAAUGGAGAAUAUUUUAAAUGGUUUUUUACUUCUGCAUCCACCUCUAGGUUCGUUAUCGUGGUCCCCUUACCUAUCUCAAAAGCCAAAACGAGCGCUUUUCUCCGUGGUCCCCCACCUCGGUCGAAGAAAUAUGGGGUCACCUAGUAGAUGGAGGUUCUACCGUGCUAGUUUGUCCCGGAGAUCAUUUUUCCUUGAGUGAGCUACCCAACGCUGAAGUUACAGGAAGUAUCUUAGCAACAGCCAUCGCAUUUACCUAUCGCUCUAUGUUCCCUGAAAUUGCCAGACCUACAAGAACUUUUAAUCAAAGGAGAGCCGUGGAAAAACUUUGCUGUGGAGUUCGUGUGUUCCUUCAUUCCAAAAAUGGUAAUAUUCUUUAAGAAGAUGCUCGGCUAGUAGUGUUGUUUAUGCAUAUCUAUAUGAACUAGUAUCCGUUGGCGCACUAUAACCAAUGUAAAUUUAGUGAUCCACCAUCUAAUAUUUCAUAUUUUUCAUAAAUUGAACACAAGAUGAAAACAUUAAUUAAGGUUUCAUGUGGUCGAUUGUCUGUCAUUUAACGAUUUCCAAACCUCCUUCCAUUCCAGGUAAAAAAUUGCCACAUUUUGGAGAACUUCACCUCCAAGAAGAUGCCGGCAGACUGGAGCUGAGAUCCAAGGUUAACGAAGGAGAAAUGAAGGAGAUCAAGAAAACGAAGAAGAUAAUUGACCUGAAAGGUAAUCAAAAUAAUCAGUUAAGCUUCAUCGCAUUUGUUCGAUUUUUUUUUUUGACAUUGUAUAGUUUCAAUAAGGUUUCACGUCUAGACUGUUACGCCUGCACAUUCAUCAUCAUUAUCUGCCUUAGUAAAUUCGACUUUAUACUGCAAUCAUAUCUUAGACCACAACUUUGCCUUAUUACACUCUUAACUACAUUAAAAAAAAUGAUAAACGUUCUGUCACUAAACUUGAAAAAAAUGUGUCAUUAGGUAACUUUAAACCCGGUUUUUAUCGUUUCUCUUAGACCUCCGAAUGGUUCAGCCGGGAAGAAUUGUUUCCAGUGCCCUUAAAUUUGCCUGGCGAAAGCGUAGAGUUGGAGCACAUCAGAGCGGGAACCUGGAGCAAGUUGCAUCCGUAAUUACGGGACGCCGUGAUUUCAACCUAGAAUUCACUGAUUAUUCUGAUCUGAAAGCGUUUUACCACAUGGUGGAAGCUGUGUUCGCAGUUAAAUUGUUGACUAGUUAGGUCCAUAAACUUUGCUUAGCAUCAGAUCAGUCGCAAAUAUGAAGGUUUUAUUUUUUAAAAAACAACUACUUUGUCGCACCAGAAAGAGUUUCAAAGGCUGUUGAGUAGUAGGUUCAAGUUAGGCUUAAUUAAGGGGUAAACUUAAGUAAACUAUAGAGGACAUUCACUCGCGACUCUUUGUAGAGAGAAAAAAAGAAGCUGUCAUAUGAUAUCUUUUUAUGAAUAACUAUAAUUCCUAAAAAAAGAAAUUUCAGAUCUUUUUAUUAAGUGAAAAUUGGUCGUGUAUCGUUUAUCAUGUAGCAAGCUUUUUAAUGUUCGAAUCUAACUUAUGCUUAAGAGGCAAAUGGUACAAUCUGAAAAAUUAUACUGUCUAUCUGUUAGUCAUCUGUAGAAAUAUCUACAUGGGUAAUGAGUAGCAAAGAUUUUUCCAUUUUCCAUUUCCCAUUGUAUCUUGUAUCCAGAAAGGAUAAGAUAAAUUGGCGACGUCAGAAGAAAUGUUAUUACCGUUUCAGUUGUAGUAAACUUGGUUCCAAAGCUAUCAUAUGAUGGGACUGCCUGAAUCAUUCUAUAACAAUCAGGUUCUUAGACGAUAACAAUACACUUUAUAUUUUGAAAAAAUAUAAAGCUGGAAGUGGCAUUCACAAAAUAGAAAUUAAAAAGAGAAACAGGCGAACCUUUUUCAGCAUACGUGCAUGAGGAAGGUUGAAAAGUGUGAUUUUUUUCAAACGAUUAGUUGUGGAUUCGAAAACAGAGCUUUAACAGCUUACAGCAAUCAAAUCCCAACUAAUUAACGAUCGACCAUACUAGGACAAUCUUCAUUUCAGUACAUUAAAAUGUAAACUUACUUAUUGCAAGAUUAAAUUUCAUUAUAAUCCUCUCCAUCGUUGAUUAACUAAAAUUUCAAAACGUGUUGCAUUUCAAGACUAGAAUUACGAUUGAAUUCAAUGGUAAAAUAAGGAGCAACUGCAGAAUACCCGGCCACUCAUUUAGAUGUCAUUGAAUAAGAAUAGCGUCUAUUGUGUUAUGCCUCGAUAUUCAAAGCCUCCCGACACUUGUAAGUGAGGCGGACCAAAGCGGCCGGGUAUUCUGCAGUUAAGCCAAAAUUAAAAUAGUAGGUUAAUAACAUUUAUGAAAUUGAAGUUUUA